AACUAAAAUUGACAAUUUGCCAUUCGCUAAAUUCCGAUGGUGAAGAAAUUCUAGAAAAAUCUUCACACUUAUAGAAAAGAAGACUUGAAAUUGAUAGAACAUUCGUCAAAGUGCAUUACUGGAGGCUUCGUGUGUCUUGUGAAUCGAGAGCAGUUCCAUUCAUUAAUUUUUUAAUUUACCGAAUUGUACUCACUGGGAAAAGGCGCUCAUUUUAUUAUACCUGCAGUUUACAGUUUGAGUGUAUAACAGGCGAGAUCACCUUUUUUUCGUCUUUUUCUACACUUAACCUAAAAACACAAUGGCCAAAUGGGGCGAGGGUGACCCACGAUGGAUUGUGGAAGAACGACCAGACGCAACAAAUGUCAACAACUGGCACUGGACGGAAAAAAAUGCCGGUCCUUGGUCAGUGGAACGCAUAAAAGAGUUAUUUAAAGGUGUGCCAGUAAAAACUGACUUAGCAGACAUUCAGUUCACAGAGAUAGAUAAAUGUGAAGGGGAGGCUUCUGCUAAUAAUAGGAAAGGCAAGCUCAUAUUUUUUUACGAGUGGGAUUUGAGCAUUAAGUGGACUGGAAAGUUGAAAAAUGGGAGCAAAAGCUACUCAGGCAAGGUGAAAAUACCCAACCUUUCCGAGGAAAAUGAUGUCUCAGAGCUGGAUAUCAAGGUUUCUGUGAAAGAUUCGGACGAGGAGGGCGACAAGCUGAAGGAAAUUAUGUUGAAAUCCUGCAAAGAUGUCGUCCGACACCAACUCACCAAAUACAUUUCGAGUUUAAAAGAAGAAUUUUCCAAAGGCAUGAUUUUGCCGAAAAAAGAUGAGGUCAAACCAGACGCGGUCAAAAAUCUUUCGAGUGGUUUUAACAAAAAAAUCAGCAUGACACCAGUCGUCAGCGAAAAUAACAAACAAAUCGGACUUAAACUAGACGUAACAACGAUAAACAUAACUCAACAGUUUCAAUGUCGGGCGCAAGAAUUUUACGAUGCUUUGACAAAAAUCGAAAUGGUGACGGCGUUUACCAGGGCACAUGUAAAAAUGGAUGCUUCUAAAGGCGGUAAAUUCGAAUUAUUCAACGGAAAUAUUGUUGGGCAGUUUGAUGAGUUGGUACCAGGGAAAAAAAUCGUGCAACAGUGGAGGUAUAAACAGUGGCCUGAGGGCCACUAUUCAACUGUAACUUUCAAUAUUAAUGAAAAGAGUGAUCACACUGAAGUCAAUGUGGUACAAUCAGGCGUACCAACAGGUGAAGCAGAAGUUACUAAGGAAAACUGGCAGAGGUACUACUGGGACUCCAUGAAGCGGGCGUUUGGUUUUGGAGCAUUCAUUGUUUAAUGUUAAUUGUACAUUAUUAGAACCAAUUAUUUUUAUAGUUACGAACCAGCCACUUUUUACAGCAUAGUGUAUACUUAAUUUAUUUGAAAAGCUUCAACAUUUUGUUACAACAUAUUUGUAAAAUUACUGUGAGGACGAAUAAAAUUUGAACACCA
Messenger RNA from Tribolium castaneum (red flour beetle), 1476 nucleotides. RefSeq lists its product as uncharacterized. Gene Ontology annotation, cellular component: cytosol. The coding region runs from base 299 to 1321 and encodes 340 amino acids. The transcript has 4 exons. The record is from RefSeq and is a predicted model, not a curated record. Gene Ontology annotation, biological process: positive regulation of ATP-dependent activity; protein folding. Gene Ontology annotation, molecular function: protein-folding chaperone binding; ATPase activator activity. NCBI's taxonomy places the organism in Eukaryota, Metazoa, Arthropoda, Insecta, Coleoptera, Tenebrionidae.